ACUGUUUCUGUGCACAUGGGAUCGAUCGCCUCUACACAAGUAGGCUUAUGUUGCCAACAUAGUCACGCACAGAGUAGGUGUAUGCAGCGUCGUGGUCGUUGCGCAUUCUACGUUUUAUAUGGAGAAGCACUUUUAAUAAAAAGUCCCAGUUACGCUGCAGCCCAGAAAUAUGCAAUUUAAAUAAUUCUUAUAAGAGAAUAUUUUCUUGCGAAACAGUCCUUUGUAGUACAAUCAACUGUAUGCAGGAGCAGUAACAAUUUCUCGCAGUGGACAAAGGCCUAAUUACUUUACGAGGGUUGCAUUCGCAAGAUGGAAAAUUUUUUGAUACCACGCGUUUGCAGAGCUCCCCUUAUUACUGGUGUCUAUAACCAAUUCGUUGUGGAUAUAAUCGAUGCUGAUUCAACGUAUCGUGGGUAUGUAUGUGGAGUUGACAACGAUCAGUGCAUGGUGCGAGUUGGUUCAAUGCACAAACUGCAGCUGAUACCCAUAAAGAGGUUGUGCUUAGCUGGUCCCCAGGAGUGCAAACAGCUCGAAGACGUCGCGGAAAUGAUUGACGUCCUUAUCAGUGCGGAGGAAAGCCAACCCGAGUCAUGGCAACCAGCGCACAUUAUUACUGGCGUUGGCAUUGCAGAUUUUUCAUUGGUAAAUGUCGAAGUAACACUGCCGGGCGGUAGAGUUAAGCGCUACUGGAUACUUGAUAUUACUAGUGCCGGUUUCAAGCGUAUCCGCCCACGAGGACAUCUAGGGCCCGUUGUGAGCUCUCAUUCGUUUCGUCAGACGUUAAUUCCUCUCUCUAAAAUCAUGCAAUACUCUGUUGACGUCACCAAUAAGCUGGAAAUUAUAAGGAAUAUGCCACGGUUUCACAGCUUUUUCUUGGAGAAGACGGAUCAUCGGAUUAUGUUUCUUGGUGUCAGAAACGAUUGUAUCGCUGUGUUGGUGGAAGAAGCUUACCACAGGAAAAUGACGGAUAAGGAAAUCACCAAAUGGUCAGCGUCAGCUAUUAGUUCGUUUUUAGAGAAAUUUCACCAAGCGACGGAGCAUAUUGCCGGCUGCGUUUUGCAAGAAAUGCUCACAAUUAUUGUGGCCCAAAUCGGUAAUAACACUAACACCUUCAAGUUUCAACUUAUGUUAAUGCUACUUUUAUAAGCAAUAGAUAUGUGUGGAGGGAGUAAAUUUAUCCCAUAACAUAAAAUCCAGAUAUCGUGUAAUAGAAAUUUUAACGAUUGUGUAACAAUGUAAGUACAGAUUAGAUUGUCGGGACCGACGGACCGCAACCGAUGCAGUUCAGUCCAUGCCUUUCCGAGAGAGCUGCACGAAUGAGAAAUGGCAUUUAAAAGAAUCGAAGUGAGCGUAAUUGAUAAAAAUUAAAACCGAAAUUAAUGUUACUUCAAUCAAGAGGUAUACGGACCCAGCGCACCUUGGUAAAUCAGACCGCCAGCACAUUGAUUUCGCGGGUUUGUGCGUAUUCUAGCGGUCAGUUUUUGCUAUAACGGCUCUACAAAACUUCCGCCGCUCAGAGCCAGUCAAAAAAUCUCGAACCAAGACCCCGUAUAUUAAUAAAGGUUUUCAUUACUCCGGGGCGAUUGAACGUUUGCACAUCAGGGGUGAAAAUUCUAUAGUUACGGUAUCUGUCUUUCCGGCGUUUUUCUCCUUCGUUAAACAUGUUAGCGCAGCAACCCUGACUUCGGAUAAUUUUGAAAAUCUCUCACAAGUUCAUAUCGUUUAGAACUGGAUGCACCGUGUGACCUCCGACUUAAUGAUUUGCGCCCGGAAACUGUUUUGCUGAUGUUCAGCUAUUUGGAUGUUUACGACCAACAUCAGCUCCGCAGGUAGCACUCAGCGUACAUGUCUGCAAGACGAAACAUCUUACGGAACAUCCGAUCUGCAACAAUAUUUUGGUAUUGCUUUUUCAGGGUAGGAAAAUAUUUUAAUCACUUGUUGUCCUCGAAGACAAUUCGGCAGUGUUUAUUGCUGCCACGCCACCGUAGGCACGUCGUCGACGUCUUGAAUAAAUAUACAUCCCGUGGAGCGGAUUCUAAAAUGGCUUAUAUAAUUGGGAAUACUAUAACUGCAGAUGUGAGAAUAUUGUACUUAACGGGUAAAUGGAAGGAACGUCUGAACACACUAUCGUUGAUUCUGAAAAAGUUGUGCGUGAAACUGGAUUGGCUAAUAAUUGCCAACAAUUCUACCCUGUUGUUCAAUGAAUUUCUGGAAUUUCCGGAACCGUUUCCCAUGAUGUGCAUGCACAACUUUGAAACUGUAACAGCCAACUACAUGCCGGCCAUUGCAUACACGAAUUAUGCCCCGAUCUGCAGGCAUAUAGUGUUAAAAAGCUGUUGCUUUAAUAGUAAAUCUUCGAUAUGCUUUACCACAAUGCUGUUAGUUAACGAGGGCAAUUCUACAUGGUUUGCACCAAAAGGACGAUCACGCCUCAGAUGUUGCCGUGAACCAUUUUGCAUUAAAAUUCCUUAUUGGAGGUACAGUUUUAGUGAACCCGCCUCGUCCACGUUUGCAGAAGGUUUUCAGUUCGCGCUUGCGAAAUUUUGUCCGGAACUCGAAGAAAGCACGAUUAAAGCCUUGCUACACUGGCUGAAAUCUGUGAAAGGGGCAAAAGUUCGUGAGCCAAAAGCAGGCAUUUGGCCAUUUAUUCAGCUAUCUUACACACUGUGGAAUGAAGAAAUGCCCAUGUGCCUCAAAGACGUUCUGCGACAUGUUUCCAAGAAAUGUUCUGCAAAAAGCUUAAUUUUACAAACGCUCGCUUUACUGAUGCCAUGCAAGACUGAAAGGCGUUGCAAAGAUGAGACCGCGUCAAAAGACGAUACUUCCGAUAACCACACAACAGAUGCUGAGACAUGAUCAACUGCUUCGGGGAUCGAAUGUAAACCGGCCUAUGCUACAGUACAUCUUCUGUGCAGAUAUAGUACUACUACUCUUGCCUUAAGUGAAAAGCAAAAUGCACGACAGUGGCUAGAAAGUGGCUAGAAUCUCUUGAGUUUUUCAAAUUGUUUUCAAGUGUUUUGCCUCCACUAUCCUAUGUUAGUCUUACGGCUGUGUUUGAAAUUGAUAACGAAGUCUCGAACUCCUAGCCCGUACUGUCUGAGGAGGUUUUGAGCGUGCGCAUGUAACCGGCAGGAAGGUGGAAUGGGUUGAUGAUGGCCGGACGUUCAAAGAAAUCGGAUCUACUUUGCUGCAGCCUGCCGAUAAAUACGUGCAUUUAAACUGUCCUUCUUCUCUCUAAAAC
Molecule: messenger RNA, 3241 nt
Organism: Paramacrobiotus metropolitanus
Lineage: Eukaryota; Metazoa; Tardigrada; Eutardigrada; Parachela; Macrobiotidae
Product: methanethiol oxidase-like
Exons: 2
Coding region: 1846-2856 (336 amino acids)
Molecular function (GO): protein binding; selenium binding
Source: RefSeq, a predicted model, not a curated record